AGACAGCAAAGCUUCUUUUCACCGUUUUGUUGUUGUUACCCAUCAAUUGCUAUUCAUUAUUUUUUAUCUGUUUCGAUGCCGCAUUUUUUUAUAAAAUAGUAGUAUUGGUAGCAACGAAAAUGGUAUAAAAUAUUCAUCACCGAAAAUCUUCCAGAAAUUUAUCCGAUCGAUUUCACAUACCCACGAUAGAGCAAGAAAAUGUUCAGUAUCGACAAUCUGAUCAAGCAAGCUCCGAGCCGAAUUCGAUCCUAUCCUGUCACCGGUUGGAAUGUUGAUGUUCCGAAAGGCGGUUAAAAUUAGUUGAUAAACAAAACUGCUCUCUGCGGCAGGCGGUUUGCGCGUUCCGCGCUUUUUUUGUUGCGAUUUGGCGUCCUUGUUAAUUUUAGCAACAAGUGUUUUGUAUGUUUUGUUUUGCAUCGCGUGAUAAUAAUAGCAAUCGGCGUCGAAAAUGAAUAUGCUCGAGGCGAACAUGCGUAAGGUUAGCGACAGCCUGAACAGCACCGUCCGAUUGGCGGCAGAGUUUGGUGAUGAGUCAUUAAAAGAUUUAAAGCUUUACACCAGUCUGGUGGAAAAGUUGUGCGAAAUUGACAGCAAAAUGAACACCCACCGGAAGGCGCUAGCGGAAUCCUACGCAGAGCAAACCGUGGAAUGCUUCGACCAGCGCUAUGAAACGAGUAUAGAUCGGAAGAAACCACAGGUCCGUGGGCACAAACGCUACAAGGACUUUGUGCAGUACGCCAAACCGCUGCUCAAUCCAUCGCUGCAAGGCCAGCCCUCCCAAAACGACAAUGACGAUGAUGAUGGCGAUUUGGUGAUGGAGGCCGACGUGGGCAAUAUGGUCGACCCGAUCUCGAAGCGCCCGCUGGAGGUGCCGGUGCGCAACAAGCAGUGCAAUCACGUGUACGAAAAGAGCGUCAUCGAGAAUCUGUUGAAACAGAACCCGCGUACCCGCUGCCCGGUGAUGGGCUGCGCAGCGCAAGGAUACGUUCAGCAGCAUUUGCUAGAGGUUGACGUUAGAUUGCAGCAGCAGCUCAUUCAAACCCGGUCGGUGUUUACCUGAAAUCGUGUUCUGCGUGAGUCGAGUUUUAGUGCCGACGAGUGCGUUUGUUACACUGGUGCACCGUAGACCUCCAAUAUGGACAAAUUCUCUCAGAUUUUCGUUUAACUGUCUUGUUCUCAUAUUUCUGUUGCUAGCUAAGUGAUACUGACAGCUUACCAUAGCGUCGGAAAGCUCAAUAAAAUAGGCUUAAUAAUUUUAAAAUUCCUUCAAAUGAAU
Messenger RNA from Anopheles merus, 1276 nucleotides. Its product is annotated as E3 SUMO-protein ligase MMS21-like. Lineage: Eukaryota; Metazoa; Arthropoda; Insecta; Diptera; Culicidae. Gene Ontology annotation, cellular component: Smc5-Smc6 complex; nucleus. Gene Ontology annotation, molecular function: zinc ion binding; SUMO ligase activity. The transcript has 3 exons. Gene Ontology annotation, biological process: protein sumoylation; double-strand break repair via homologous recombination. The record is from RefSeq and is a predicted model, not a curated record. Bases 449 to 1060 code for a protein of 203 amino acids.